GAUCUAAGAUCACUUUUAAAAAAAUAUUCUGCUCUCCUUUUUUUAUAAACAAAAAGUCAAAAUAUCAAGAAGAGGAAGAAGAAGAAGAAACUCAUUUUCUCUCCGCAGAGAAAAUAAAAUCCAUGGCUUCUACUUUUAGGCUCUCUAUUAGCUUCCUCACUCUCCUCCUCUUCUCUCUGUGGGUAGUGGAGGCACACACGUCAAGAAAGCUGAUAUCAAUCAAGGAAAACGAAGGUCAAGAUACUAGUCAUUUGCUCAAAGAUGGUGAAUUCGAUGAUCCUUCAUUGUACAUGUAUUUCACACCCAAUGAUCUCAAACUAGGAACCAAAUUGCUGAUUUACUUCUACAAAAACGAUCUUCAAAAGCUUCCUCCACUUCUCACAAGACAACAAGCUGAUCUCAUUCCUUUCACUAAGUCAAAGCUUGACUUCCUUCUGGACCACUUCUCUAUCACCAAAGACUCUCCUCAAGGGAAAGCCAUAAAGGAGACUCUGGGAUAUUGUGAUGCUGAAGCUAUUGAAGGUGAGCAUAAGUUUUGCGGGACUUCUUUGGAGUCUUUGAUCGAUCUUGUGAAGAAAACAAUGGGGUAUAAUGUUGACCUCAAGGUCAUGACAACUAGAGUAAUGGUACCGGCCCAAAAUUCGAUAAGCUACGCUUUGCAUAACUAUACAUUCGUCGAGGCUCCAAAGGAACUUGUUGGGAUUAAGAUGUUGGGAUGCCAUAGAAUGCUAUACCCUUAUGCUGUUUACUAUUGCCACGGACAUAAAGGUGGAAGCAGAGUCUUUGAAGUUAAUUUGGUGACGGAUGAUGGGAGACAACGGGUCGUAGGACCCGCUGUCUGCCACAUGGACACGUCCACGUGGGAUGCGGAUCAUGUAGCUUUUAAGGUGUUGAAGAUGGAGCCGAGGUCAGCACCGGUUUGCCAUUUCUUCCCUCUUGAUAACAUUGUGUGGGUAACAAAGUAAGAAAAUAGACUUAGCUCUAUAUAAUGUGAGUAUGUGUUGUAAUAACUAUGGUUUGAAAGGAACAAAAAAAAAAGAAAGAAAGACAGCCUUAAUGUUGGUUUUGGUAUUGCCUCUUUUGUGUAACUUGCAGCAGCUCGUGAAAAUACUAGUAAUGUAACAUAUAAUAUCUCAUGCUAUACUACAUAUUUAUAUAUCACGAUGUAUGUAGCUUUUGGUCCAUGAAAUAUAUAUGUCCGGUUUGGAAA
Molecule: messenger RNA, 1210 nt
Organism: Arabidopsis lyrata subsp. lyrata
Lineage: Eukaryota; Viridiplantae; Streptophyta; Magnoliopsida; Brassicales; Brassicaceae
Product: BURP domain protein USPL1
Exons: 2
Coding region: 123-965 (280 amino acids)
Source: RefSeq, a predicted model, not a curated record